AUCCCAAGAAAGUAACAAUUCAAGCAAAGGAUAAACAAGAAAGAGAAAACAGAGUCUGGUUAUGGCUUCUUCACUAAUUCCCCACCAAAAUUCUCUCUUCCAAUUUCCAUCUACUCUUCUUCACCUGCCCAGUACUCCAUGUUGUGUGAACACAUGCAUUCCUAGUUUUUCUCCUCCAACACGAACUGCUUCUGAUUUGCACCUCAAGCCUAUGUACAGAAUUCCAAGAGCUUCUUCUGAAGAUCUUCCUACUGAGUUGAUAGAGGAUUCCAAGUUUGUCCCCCUAAAUUCUGAGGAUCCAAAAUAUGGUCCACCUGCUUUGUUGUUGCUGGGUUUCCAGGUGGGAGAGGCAGCAAAGAUACAAAGGCUUUUGAAGGAGUUGGAUGGUGAAUUUCUUGAGGUGAUUUUUUGUACUGAAGACAUGAUCAACCGUUCACUCUGGGAAGCAGUGAACACAAAACAAUCCAAUUUGGAAUCAUCUAAGGUUGCAACGUCACUUCCACGGAUUUGCUUCCUAUCUGGGCUUACUGGGGAGGAGAUGAUGAUGUUCAUUGACGCCUUUCCAGAAAGUGGUCUGGAGCCUCCCGUCUUUGCAGCCCUCGUUCCAAAUAGUGCUGAAAAACCUUUAGCAGAGUUGAUAGACGAGAUUAUGGGGGACCAUGAAAUGCUAUCUGCAAGCGGAACAAGCUAAAGAAACGGGAAACGAUUCUUGGAAGUUUGAGUGAGACAACUUACAUUUGUUCGUGUAACAUGCUCAGGCUGAUGAAAAGCUUGAACAGGAAUGCACGUACCAGCGUUUAAACGCAUCGACUGAACUCGUGAAGAUCUGUUUCAUUGUUGAAUCACUAUUGUUAAGGCUCUUAUAUACGUUGGAAAGCUUGUGUUUCAAAGGCUCUACGGUGAAAAUAAACGCGUAAGUAUUAAAUUAUAUCGGGCUAUAUUCAAUAGAUGGAUUUGGAUUUUGA
Molecule: messenger RNA, 965 nt
Organism: Sesamum indicum (sesame)
Lineage: Eukaryota; Viridiplantae; Streptophyta; Magnoliopsida; Lamiales; Pedaliaceae
Product: vacuolar acid trehalase
Source: RefSeq, a predicted model, not a curated record